AUGUCUGAGCACAAGGAAGACGUCGCCGGUCUUCGGACCCUCGCCUUCUGUGGAGUUGCCUUCUCGACUGUGGCGUGUUUGUUGACCAUCGUCACCGUGCCAAUGGUAUACAAUCAUGUCCAGCACGCCCAGACCCUGAUGCGCAACGAGUUGGAGUACUGCCGCAGCCGCACCGGGAACAUGUGGAAUGAGGUUGUUAGGACACAGGUAAGGCAAAAAGAAGCCGAAUUUUUACCGAAUAAUAUAGGUCCUCGCGAACGUCCAUCCUCGUGCUACUCGUCAAGUCUUCUACGACAUCUACAAAGACCCCCCAAACCUCACCUAUGGCCCGGGAACCUCUCCAGGCGGAGUCCGUGGCGGACCCACGGCCGCAGUUGGCGGAUAUUCCGCUCAAGGAGCCGGAGCCGGCGCCCCAUACCGUGCCGCCCCACAACCCUCGGCCGGAGGAUUCUCUGGAUCCGCCGGAAUUGGAGGAUUCUCUUCUGGCGCACAACAAGCCCCACCAUCCGGAGGAUGCUGCGGUUGCGGUGUCUCCCCACCCGGACCUCCAGGACCACCUGGAGCCCCCGGACAGCCAGGAAACGACGGACAGCCCGGAGCCCCCGGACAAGCCGGAGCUCCAGGACAAGGACCAACCCGUCCAGUCCAACAACAAGCCCCAUGCUUCAACUGCCCACCUGGCCCAGCCGGUCCCGCCGGUCAGGCUGGUCCCAAAGGACCUCCUGGUCAGGCCGGAGCUCCAGGACAACCCGCCCACGGAGGUGGCCAAGGACCUCCCGGGCCACCAGGACCACCCGGACCUGCUGGUCAGGCUGGACAUCCCGGAAACGCCGGACAACCAGGAGCCCCAGGAAAAGUUACUCAAGGACCACCUCAAGUUGGACCACCAGGCCCAGCCGGACCACCCGGACGCCCAGGACCCAACGGACCUCCCGGAGGCAACGGACAGCCCGGACAUCCCGGAGGACAAGGACCACCCGGAGAAGCCGGAGGAAACGGUGCUCCAGGACAGCCCGGAGGAAAAGGAAACGACGGAGCCCCAGGUCAACAGGGAGGCAAAGGCAGUUGCGACCACUGUCCGCCACCAAGGACCGCUCCCGGCUAUUAG
Messenger RNA from Bursaphelenchus xylophilus (pine wood nematode), 1108 nucleotides. NCBI's taxonomy places the organism in Eukaryota, Metazoa, Nematoda, Chromadorea, Rhabditida, Aphelenchoididae. The record is from the annotation of a GenBank genome assembly.